Messenger RNA from Alternaria incomplexa, 747 nucleotides. It is a transcript of the gene ERV25, whose product is annotated as vesicle coat component. Gene Ontology annotation, cellular component: endoplasmic reticulum; endoplasmic reticulum-Golgi intermediate compartment; COPII-coated ER to Golgi transport vesicle. Gene Ontology annotation, biological process: Golgi organization; intracellular protein transport; endoplasmic reticulum to Golgi vesicle-mediated transport. The transcript has a single exon. Bases 1 to 747 code for a protein of 248 amino acids. The record is from RefSeq and is a predicted model, not a curated record. NCBI's taxonomy places the organism in Eukaryota, Fungi, Ascomycota, Dothideomycetes, Pleosporales, Pleosporaceae.
AUGGACCGGUUAGCACGUCUUCUCAGCUGCGUGCUGCUGGCAAUCCUCCCCCUCGCCGCGGCCCUGAAAUUCGACCUCCACCCAGUCGCACCACACGACUCGGCCAAGUACGAGCGAUGCGUUAGGAACUUUGUUGCCAAAGACCAGUUGGUGGUUGUCACGGCGAUUCUGGAUGGAUACCGCGGAGAUGGCCAGAGAGUGGAUAUGCAUGUACGUUGCAAUUCCAGCGCCAUGUCAACAGACCAGCACCAUGCGAGCAUUAUACUGCCUGAAGACAUUACUGACAACGACAAACAGAUCCGUGACGCAAUGGGCAACGACUACCACCGGCCCAAAGACGUAGUGGGCGAGAACCGCUACGCUUUCACCUCGCACGCCGACUCAGCCUUCGACGUAUGUUUCGAGAACAUCUUCACCUCGUCCGGCUCGUCCAAGAACAUCGCACCCCGCCACGUCGAGCUCGACAUUGACAUUGGCGCCGACGCCAAGGACUGGAACGCCAUCCAAGCCGUCGACAAGCUGAAGCCCGUAGAAGCUGAACUCAGGAGGAUCGAGGAGACGGUUGGCGAGAUUGUCACCGAGAUGGAUUACCUGAGGAGCCGGGAGCAGAAGCUGCGUGAUACCAACGAGAGCACCAAUGAGCGGGUCAAGUGGUUUGCGCUGGGCACGAUGGGUAUGUUGGUUGGACUUGGGGCUUGGCAGGUUGUGUACCUCCGCGCCUACUUCAGAAGCAAGCAUCUCAUCUAG